AUGGACCCCGCAACGAAGCGUGAGCUCGCACAGCUUAUGGCUCGCGAGGAUCUCAACAACCAUCGCUGUGCAGAUUGCGGCGAACGUCUCCCACAAUGGGUCUCCUUAUCGCAUGCAAUAUGGAUAUGCCUGAGUUGCGCUGGAAUCCAUAGGGGCUUUGGUGUCCACAUAAGUUUUGUCCGCAGUGCUCAGAUGGAUGCAUUCAGUGCAGACCAGCUUCGUCGCAUGAAGUUGGGAGGAAAUGCACCAUUCAUCCAGUUUCUGAAGACCUACUCACCAAAGGAUAAGGGAGGAUACUCUCCGGAAAUGAGUGUCCGUGAUAAAUACCAUUGCUGGGCUGCUCAACAGUACCGAGAAAAGGCCCAGGUUGAUGGCCAACCAUGGGUGCCUUCGUACCCGCUCGAGAAUUCGGCUGCUCCAGACCUUGCUCAGGGACUCCGUAAAUCUCGGGGACGCUCUGGUGUGACGCAUGACGAUCAGACAUCAGUGGAGGGAUUUUCAUCUGAGAGGGGCCGCCUGAUUCCUGCAUCCCUGGACGAGAAGGCAGCAAAAGAGGCUUAUUUUGCAUCUCUCGGUGCCGCAAAUGCGACACGCUCCGCCGAUCUCCCCCCCUCACAAGGAGGGCGCUACGCAGGUUUUGGAAACACACCAGAGACCUCUUCAACCCAACACACAUCCGCUGGCCUCUCCUCCGCCACUACAUCAUUGAGCGAGAUUCAAGCUGAUCCCAUGGCAGCCCUAGGCAAGGGCUGGUCUUUAUUCUCGUCCGCUGUCGUUGGAGCCUCGCGUGUCGUCAAUGAGAGUGUCAUUCAGCCAGGCGUAGAAAAAUUAACGGAUCCCAACUUACGCGAUGAUAUCGUCCGCGGGGUGAGCUCCUCCGCCAAGAAUGCUAACGAGUGGGGUCGGGCUCAAUUGGGCGUGGACGUUGGUGGACUGUUUGCCGGAAUCGCCAAUACGAGGGGCUCGUAUGCAGCGAUUGACCCACAGGGAGAUCAUCCCGAGGACGAACAUUUGACUUCGGCCCUCUACCCGAAUGCAGGGGACGAUGAUUUUUUCAAGCAACUCAACGAUUACGCCCCGAAAAACAAUGACGCCAAAACGUCUGCUGCGGUUUUGUCUCAAGGAAACAGAACAACAACGGGUAAUGAGGGUCGUGCCGAAAAGACCAAUGAUUGGGGUGACGAUGAAUGGAAAGAUUUCUGA
This is a messenger RNA of Cantharellus anzutake, 1203 nucleotides long. Its product is annotated as putative GTPase activating protein for Arf-domain-containing protein. NCBI's taxonomy places the organism in Eukaryota, Fungi, Basidiomycota, Agaricomycetes, Cantharellales, Hydnaceae. The coding region runs from base 1 to 1203 and encodes 400 amino acids. The record is from RefSeq and is a predicted model, not a curated record. Gene Ontology annotation, molecular function: GTPase activator activity. Gene Ontology annotation, cellular component: Golgi membrane. Gene Ontology annotation, biological process: regulation of ARF protein signal transduction; regulation of endocytosis. The transcript is spliced from 8 exons.